This is a messenger RNA of Peronospora farinosa, 1395 nucleotides long. NCBI's taxonomy places the organism in Eukaryota, Oomycota, Peronosporomycetes, Peronosporales, Peronosporaceae. The record is from the annotation of a GenBank genome assembly.
AUGAUCAAGUCGACGUUCCUGAUCUACUACCGAGUUGGAAAGUCCGAGAAUGCUUUACAACCAGGAUUCUGGCAGCUCAACAAACUCAAAUAUUUGAAUCUGCACAACUGCAAGAUCAAGUUCUUUGAUCAUGACUCGGCUGGUUGUGUAUUUUGUAUUCUUCCCGAGUCAGGUAAAGGUGCUAUCUAUUUUGCUGCUGAUACUGAAAAGGAUCGGGCCAAGUUUGCCGCUCAGGUUGCUGCAGUACAACAACGUAUGCCAUCUUUAAACGAGUUUACAACCCAUAAAUUACUUGGUCGUGGUCACUAUGGACGUGUGAUUUUGGCGUCGUUUGCUGCGGAUCAACAAUUAUAUGCCAUCAAAGAGAUGAAACUUGGUCAGGUGAAGGCCAAGGUGGUAUUUGCCGAGCGAGCUGUAAUGGAGUGGACUGGAAAUCACCCGUUUGUCAUGGGGUUGGACUAUGCGUUAGUACGAGGUCGCUCUGUAUUUCUCAUUUCAAAGUUUAUGCAGGGUGGUGAUCUCUUUGUGCACAUGCAAAAGUGCGGUGGUAGUUUUCAUGAUGAUGUCGUCCGCUUCUACGCCACUGAGUUGUUGUUGGCACUUGAACACAUGCACAAAAUGUGUAUCAUGCACCGUGACAUUAAACCUGAGAAUGUUUUGUUGGAUAGCGACGGCCACAUUAAGUUAGCAGACAUGGGUUUGGCAAAGCGAUUGGAAUCACGGGAAGGACGUACUAAAACCAUGUGUGGUACGGACACGUACUUGCCACCGGAAAUGGCUGGUCGCUAUUCUGGUGGUCAUGGUCUAGCUGUUGAUUUGUGGCAGUUUGGCUGCAUCCUUUUCGAGAUGCAUGCAGGGUACCCGCCGUUCUUUUUGCCCCAGUCCAGCCAGGAGAGCACACAUCAGCGAAUAUUAUACGAUCCGGUACGCUAUCCGAAAACUAUAUCGCCCGAGCUCAAGAGUUUGCUGGUAUCACUACUUGAAAAGCGUCAAGAAGACCGACUGGGCUACUAUGGUGGAAUUGCCGACAUUAAGGCUCACAAGUUUUUCACUGGUGUCGACUGGGACCAAGUCUUGAAGCGCCAAGUCAAACCACCACUUGUGCCGGGUCCUCCCGGUGAGGAGUUGGUAGGCAACUUUGAUCCGCAAUUCACACAGCAGCCACACUCAAUCUACGCACCAGAUGAGAUUGCGAGUUGUUUUGAACGUGUAUUUGCUGGCUUUGACUACGUUCGGCCAUUGAAUUCAAGCAGGUCGAUGAUCUCAAACAUAUGUAAUCGAUUGGCAAUAUCACCAACUUCAUUCAGCCGUGCCAGCACCAGUAAGGACUUGAGUGAGAAUAUUGAAGCCAUUCCGGCCGAGCUGAUAGUCGACUCGGUCAAAACCAAGAUGUGA